Molecule: messenger RNA, 3344 nt
Organism: Spinacia oleracea (spinach)
Lineage: Eukaryota; Viridiplantae; Streptophyta; Magnoliopsida; Caryophyllales; Amaranthaceae
Exons: 4
Coding region: 925-3192 (755 amino acids)
Source: RefSeq, a predicted model, not a curated record
CAAGAAGUAUAUUGAAGUAGGAUUUUUAGAGUUUUAGAUAUUGGUGAUUGUUGGGUGGAUGUUACAAUCAAUCAACUAUUUUACAUAGUUUUAGAAAACCUACCACAUGGGGCUCGCUUUCAGAAAUUGAGUAAUAGAAUCAAGAUCAAAUCUUCCCUAGCCGGCCAUCUUCAAAGGCAUUUUAUGUACGGAUUAGUUUCUAUGCAAGUGCAUUACGGAAUGUCCGAAAAAGUAAGGGUAUUUUGGGAAGAAAAUGAAAAGAAUUGACCACAAUAAAUACCCGAGUCUAGUUAAUUUGAAGAUGAGAAACGGAGGAAAAGAAAUGGAAAUAACGGUAGUCCAUUUUAGUUAGGAACAAGUACCGAUCACUCUUUUUAAUAUAGAGUUUAAGGAAGUCGAGAUGUACAUUUUUAUAACAUAACAAGGGGAUAAGAUAUUAUUUAACAAAAAGAUGACUUGAUUUUGUGGCCAUGUAUUUAUUGUGUCUAUUUAGGUUUAAGAGUAAUGAGUUAAUGACACUCUGGACAUGUACAAUUUGCUAUUCAAUUUGUUUGGCUAGAUGUGCUUUUUCCAUUUUCUCUUUUUCACACUCCAUUUCUUCCUACAAUCAAUAAUGGUGACAAAAAUUCCAGGAAUCUGGUUCCUUUUUACUCCUAAAAGCCCAGAUUUUUAGAGCUGGAGAAGAAUGAAAAAAAAUCAUUCAUGUGGGGGUCAGAAAACACUGAAAAAAGAAACCAACAAUUUUACAAGUUGGGGUUUAUAAAGUGUUAAACUUUCACUGAAUUCCAGGACAAAAGUGUAACUAAUUUUUGCAGAACUUACACAUGUAAAAAGUUCAUCUUGUUAUUGUCAGAUUACACAUUCAAGUCCACUUCUUUCAUACCCAAAACACUGUUAAUCCUUGAUUAAUUUGAAAGUAUAUUGAUGAUGGAAGAAAAGGGUAUGUCAAAAUCAUGUAUUGUAGUAUCUAAACCAAGAGAUGAUGAUGAUGAUGAUAGCUUAUGUGCAAUGUACUUUGGUAUGUCUUGUGCCUUAUUUACCCUUAACCAUUUUUCGAGUUCGAGCCGAGCUUUUAAGGAUGAGAAAAUGGAUAAUAAGAUGAUCCAAGGGAGUGUAAACCUCUUAGGAUUAUUAGUAUGGAGGAAACUACAAGAAAAAGAGAGGAUUGGUAGCAAAAAUGAGCUUAUUCGAAAACUCGAGGCCGCGGAAAAGGAGAUCAUUGAGUUGAAGAGAGCAAGAAGUGAGGAUGCAAAAGGCAAUGAUAAAGUUGCCAGCAUAUAUGCUGCGCAAGAACAAAGCUGGUUUGCUGAAAGAAGGAAGUUAAGGCAUCAAAUUGGGAGUCUUUUAAAUGAUUUGAGAAUUCUUGACAGAAGAAAGAAUGAGACUAUUUCUGAUCUGGAUAAAAAGAUGGAAGUUCAUGUUAAGUCUAGGGAAGAAGAUGAAAGGAAGAAGAAGGAGUUGGAGGAGAAACUGAAGUCUGCUGAAAGUGUAAUGGAGGAAAUGAGAGAGUUGAAUAAGAGUAAAGAUGAUGAACAUUCAUCUGAGUUGUUGAAACAUAGAACUGCUUUUAUUGAGCUUGUUUCUAAUCAAAGACAGCUUGAAGCUGAAUUGGGUAGAACAGUUAAACAAGUUGAAGGUGCUAAACAACAGCUUGAGUUUCUGUUUGAUGAAAAGGAGGAAGCUUUGUUAAUGGUGGAAGAGUUGGCUGUUGAGGUUGAGAAGAUGAGGAAUGAGUCUGAACAGAAGGAUAAGAUUAUUUCAGCAAUGGUGAGGAAGAUGAAGGUGGAUUCAUCUGGGAUUUUGAAGGAGGUGAAGUUGUUUAAAUCGAAAAGGAAAACGGAAAGGUUGGGGAGUUUUCCAGGUUCGAGAAAUGAAAGGAGGAGUUUGAGGAAUUUGUUGUCUAGGCAAGUUAGUUCUAGGUUGUUGGAGGGUUUUCCUGGUGAUGAAAACAGAGAACUGAACAACAAAUUAGAACAACGCGUUGCUGGUUUUGAUGAUUUGGAUGAUGAAGUUAGGAAAGGAAUUGAAGAUGAUUAUUCUCCACAGUCUGAACAACAUGGAUUUCCUGCAGAAUGUACUGAUUUUCAUGAUGCAACAAGGUUAGAUGAAUGGGUUCAUGCUGAAGCAGAAAAGUACCACAAUGCAGUAGAGAAGAGACAUCAGCUAGAGUUAGAAGCUUUGGAGGAGCAAAUAAGAAUGAAAGAUGAUAAACUAGAAGCAUGUCGUUGGAAGCUAGUAAGUUCAGAAGUUGAAUCAAAGAAGUUACACUCCAAAACAGAAGAACACAAUCAAGAAAUAUCCCAACUCAAAGAUGAUAACUUCAGAUUAGAGACCUUGUUGGUAAACCGAGAAGUAGAACUCAAAAACUUGAAAGAUCAGAUUUCAAUACAGUUGAACAACUUCAACUCUCAAAAGAGUAAAAAGAAUUCUUCACAUAGGAGAGAUCUUUCGAUGAAUGAAGGUGAUAAUAACAACGGGUGGUCUAAGUUUAAGAUCAGUAAGAAAAAACCAGCUGAACAAGAAGAGGAGAAGAAAGAAGUAGUACAGUCUGUAUCGAAACAUACUUCUUCAACCUCUUUCUCUUCCAUUGAAGAUGUUGAAGAGAAACAUGUUCUGGAAUCUUCUAAAGUGUGUUUGAACAAGACUAAGUGGAAAGUAGACCUUCAUGCUUUGGGUGUUACUUAUAAGAUUAAGCGGCUAAAUCAGCAGCUUCUUAUGCUUGAUAGGUUGACUGGUAAUCAAGAAAACAGUGAUUUGAAGGGUUUUGUUAUGCUGCUUUGUUUGCUGAAGAAGCAAGUUGGGAGGUAUCAGACACUUCAGGAGAAGACUGAUGAACUUAGCAAACGGAUGGGAGAAGACUUGAAUGUUAAACGAGGGAUAUCGAGUUCUAAAAGAACAAAGGAGGAUAAAAGAAAACUAGAGCACUUCCUGGAGGAGACAUUUCAGUUACAGAGAUUUAUAGUGGCGACAGGACAGAAGCUGAUGGAAGUACAGUCCAAAAUUGCUGCUGGUUUUGUUGCUGAGAUAACGAAUGAGCUUGACGGGCCAUCUAACUUUGACAUGAAACGAUUUGGUGAUACGAUGCAAUGUCUGUUUAAGGAUGUACAAAGGGGUCUUGAAGUACGGGUUUCUCGGAUUAUUGGUGAUCUUGAAGGUACAUUGGCUUAUGAGGGAAUUCAUUUUCUGAAGUAGUGAAACUUCAGAAAACCUGAAAACAAAACUCAGGGUUCUUUUGAUUUUUUUUGUAUAUUCUGUGUUUCAGUCAAUUGGUGCAAGAAAUAGAAAGGCUUAUAUUGUAAAUAAACUCCAUAAAUAAAGUAUAAUGUUUGUUUGAUACUGCUAAA